Suillus clintonianus is the source of this 996-nucleotide messenger RNA. RefSeq lists its product as uncharacterized. The transcript has a single exon. The coding region runs from base 1 to 996 and encodes 331 amino acids. NCBI's taxonomy places the organism in Eukaryota, Fungi, Basidiomycota, Agaricomycetes, Boletales, Suillaceae. The record is from RefSeq and is a predicted model, not a curated record.
AUGUUCCCCAGAACCAUCUUAUCGUUUCUUCUCCUUACCAGCAUAGCACAUGGCCGUCCUAUCGAAUCACCCAGAGAUGACGCUCAACAGGUAGAGACCGUUCCAUUCAUCGGGGUCGAUCCUACAGACCCACGUAUGGCACACGGCCCUGACGGCCUCCGCCCCGCCUCAGCCGCAAUGGCAAUGAUCAUCGGCGCUGCCCAGCCCCAAGGCCAUGACGCUCCCGGAACCUUGCUCGCCCCAUACGAGCGGCCUCACACCACCCCUACUGCUCCCACACAUUUGUUCUUUUCCCCCGCGAGCACCCAUGUGACAGCCUCAGCCACCCCCAGCCUCCGCGCCUCCGAAAGCACAUCUGGUGUCAACCCCGCGCCACAGUCAAACACCUCCCAGCGCAACGUCCUCGUCCUCGCUAUCGUAGUCAGCACCGUCCUCGGCCUCCUUGUCAGUGUCACCAUCGGCAAGUACACCCUCGAGUACCUCCAGAAAGCGAAGCGCAAGUUACGGUUGUCGCAGGAGUCUUGGGGACACAAGGAGAGGCCAUUCCCCGUCAUCACUCCUGAAGUGCCCGUGCCAGACACUGAUACAGAGCACGAGAGCUUGAGGACAUUCUCAUUUCCUGGUCCGCCCUCCCGCAAGGGACGUCUGUAUGACUCCAACGAUACAUCCAAGCCCAAAAUACGCACCCGGUUCAGCAACCUGAUCGCGUACACUGCGUUCAGGCACCGUGAUCAUGACAGCGUCACCACCCAGGACACCGCUUCCUCCACGCCAUACCUUCUCAAUGUCCCGGGCCAUUCGGAUCACUCACGCACCAGGAGCGCACCCAUCAUCACAAACCACGACUCCAUGUCUACCGUGAAACCUGCGAAGUCCACAGAAUCAGACUGGGACAUUGCGAGGUCCUAUCGCAUAUCGCAGGCAAGUGAGAAUAUCCCUUGCUCCCUAGUUCCUUCUAGGGGCAGUAGGUUGUCCAGACUCGAUACGACAUGGUAG